Molecule: messenger RNA, 1683 nt
Organism: Meira miltonrushii
Lineage: Eukaryota; Fungi; Basidiomycota; Exobasidiomycetes; Exobasidiales; Brachybasidiaceae
Product: general substrate transporter
Exons: 1
Coding region: 1-1683 (560 amino acids)
Biological process (GO): transmembrane transport; carbohydrate transport
Cellular component (GO): membrane
Molecular function (GO): carbohydrate:proton symporter activity
Source: RefSeq, a predicted model, not a curated record
AUGGUGCGACCGCUGCAACAUCUCAAGAGCACGCCGAGUGAGGCUCUCAAUUUCCGACUGUUCUAUGCUAUUGCCGCUAUUGGUUUAUUAGGAAUAAGCCGAGGUGGCGAUGAAGGAACAGUAGGUAGUAUGACAAGUAGCAAAGCAUGGAUAAACGCAUUUCAUGUCGAAGAAGGCUCUUCUCAACAAUCCAACGUCGUUAGUAUGGUUCAAUUAGGUAACAUUCCUGGUUCUUUAUUGACUUUUAUCUUAGUGGAUAAAAUUGGUCGUAUUCGUAGUAUUCAAGCUUGUUGUUUGGUUUGGAUCUUGGGUACCGCAAUCUGGAUCACAUCAAAUGGUAACCUCGGUCAAACUCUUGGUGGCAGAUUUAUUGCUGGAAUCGGAAUCGGUGGCUUUCCCGUCGUUUGUCCAACGUUUUUGGCAGAAAUUGCGCCUAGAACCGUUCGUGGUUUGGCAAUGUCCAUUUAUUCCGCUUCUGUGUAUAUAGGAAUCGUGAUUGGAUACGGUGCUAAUCUUGGUUCGAGUAGAAACUUCAGUACUUAUGACAACAAGGUUUGGAAAGUUCCCGUUUCGAUUAACUUUAUUUAUGCCGGCUUGUUCUUCCUCGCAAGUUUUCUCGUUCGGGAAUCACCGCGUGCUAUGGCCAAGAAAGGUGAAACGGAAAAAGCAUGGGAAACAUUGGCUUGGUAUAGAAACAUGCCUAGAGAUCAUCCAUACGUCCGCGAUGAAAUGGAAGGUAUCAUGGACGAAGUUCAUCGUGAAGCACAAGCAAAACAUGGCAAAAAUAUCGUUACACUGUUUAAAGAAUUGUUCUCGAAAUCGCGCAAUUUAUACAAACUCGUUGUUAUUGGAUUCGGUAUUCAAAUCUUAGGUCAAUGGAGUGGGGGAGGAAGUUUGACGAUUUAUGCCCAAAAGAUCUUCACCCUAGUUGGGGUGGAAUCCGGUGCAUCCCUUUAUACAACUUGCAUCUUUGGAGUGGUGAAAUUAUUGUCUGCGUUGGCAUGUUCAUUCUUUUUGAUCGAUAUCCUGGGAAGAAAGAGAACCGUUUUCAUUGGUAUCGGACUACAAACGCUUGCCGCACUAUAUCUGUGUGUAUAUAUCGCUUCUCUGGGUGAUGUGGAUCAAAAGACAGGCGCAAACGAAUCUCCCGGCCAGGAACGUGCUUCGAUUGGUGCAAUCGUUAUGGUCUUUAUUAGCGGUGUUGGCUGGGCAAUGGGUUUCAAUUCUAUUCAAUAUAUUAUCGGAACGGAAAUUUGGCAACUAGAAUUACGUGCAGUGGCCACUUCUUUAAUCAUGGCAAUUCAUUUUGCUAAUCAAUAUGGCAGUAGUAGAGCACUUCAACCAAUGCUCGAAGGAAUGCAUCAAUGGGGUUUGUUUGCAUUUUGGACAGUAAUUGGAGUUUUGGCAGCUUUAUACAUCUUUUUACUCAUCCCAGAAACUUCUGGUGUCAGCUUAGAAGAAAUGGAUCAACUGUUCGAAAAACGUUGGUGGCAAAUUGGAAUGUUGUCAAACCGUCCUGCUGCCGGAGGUAUGCACACCCGUGUUGCUAUUCCAGAAAAUGGAUUGUCUAAUAUGCCAGAUAUGCUGCAAACCAAUGAUGGCUCUGGAGACGCCAAAGAAUACAACGAAAAGAAGGAAAAGAAGGACGCAACACGUCACACUGUCACUGAUACUACCGAUUAA